UUGGGUUAAGGGCAUGCUGAAACCAGCAAAAGACAGGAAGUAAAACUCACUCUGAGACUUUACUCUGAGAAGACGACCUCAAGAACAGACGACAGUCACCAUGCUGACAUACUUUAGGAUAUUCUUUAACUUCUUUUUUACUUUUGUUCUUUUUUCUGAUUAACAUUCGGAGUCAGUGUAAGGCCUGGCUGUACUGAGGCUGGAAGAACAUGAAUUCUACACCUGGCAACUCCUCUGAAUCGGAAUGCUAUCCCGAGAUUCCAAUGAAGUACUUCUUCUUCACUCUACAUUUGGUCGUCAUUGUGAUUGGGAUUCCUUCAAAUGCGUUCUCUCUGUAUGUUUCCUGUCAGCACAUCAAGCAGAAAAACGAGCUGGGAAUCUAUCUGUUUAACCUCGCUCUGUCCGAUGUCUUCUUCAUCGCUGGUCUGCCUGUGUGGAUGGACUUUGUCUACCAUGAUUUCUGGCGCCAUGGCAGUACGCUGUGCACCAUCUGUGUCUUCUUCCUCUACACCAACUACUACACUAGUGCUGUGCUACUGAGUUGCAUUGCUGUGGACCGCUACCUUGCAGUGGUCCACCCGCUCAGCCUUCCCCACCUACGAACAAUCAGCACUGCAAGUAUAGUCUGUGCUGUAGUGUGGAUUUUAGCUAUCAUCUUUAAUGCCAUCACCAUUUCUUCAAACGACAUCUAUGAAGAAGAAUAUCAAAUCUGCCUGGAGAUUUUACCACUGAGCUACCAUCAAAGGAGGAUAAAUGUAAUCCGUUUCAUUGUGGGUUUCCUCCUACCAGCUGUGGUGGUAGUGUUUUGUUACUGGAGGAUCUGCGCGGAGGUUUAUAAGAACCAGGCCAUGAGGCUUCCUGAUCGCAUGCAUGUCUUCAAGCUCCUUAGCAGCUUGCUACUGACCAUCUGCAUCUGCUUCGGCCCUAUUCACAUCACCUUGUUGCUGAGGUCCAUUUAUGAGGAUUGUCCUCUUCUCACCUGGCUCUAUGUCCUCUAUAAAAUAAGUGUGGCUCUCUCCACUCUGAACUGCCUGGCUGAUCCCCUUUUGUACUGCUUCAUCACCAGGACAGCACGCUCAAGUGUCACCAAGGCCAUUCUGACCUUUCACAAAUAAGAGGAGUGUAAUGUUCCACACCUGACAACUCCUCUGACAAAUGCUUUCCUGAGAUCCCAAUGA
Molecule: messenger RNA, 1178 nt
Organism: Astyanax mexicanus (Mexican tetra)
Lineage: Eukaryota; Metazoa; Chordata; Actinopteri; Characiformes; Acestrorhamphidae
Product: psychosine receptor
Exons: 2
Biological process (GO): G protein-coupled receptor signaling pathway
Cellular component (GO): membrane
Molecular function (GO): G protein-coupled receptor activity
Source: RefSeq, a predicted model, not a curated record